UGGUGUGUGUACCUGGUGUGUGUGUCUGGAGCCUGGUGUGUGUACCUGGUGUGUGUGUCUGGAGCCUGGUGUGUGUACCUGGUGUGUGUGUCUGGAGCCUGGUGUGCUGCAGUGUGCCACCUGUGGACCUCUGCUCCUCCUUCAUCCUGUGGAAGUUCAGAUCCUCAAAGCUGUCAUGACAGUGUGAGCCCACAGUGGACACAAGGCCUGUGGCGUGGACAUGGCUGUGCUGUGGACCAGGUGGGACACACUGACCCUGCUGCUGGUCCUGGUCCUGGUCGUGGUGUUUGUGCGUGGUGACUUCGUGGAGCCCCCCCAACCCUCCACAUCCCUGCGAUCGGUGGCUGAGAGUCAGACCCGACUGCCCUGUCACUACCAGGUGGAGCAGGAACAGAAGGUGGUGCAGGUCACAUGGUACAAGGAGCUGUGGGACGGCGGCAAGGACCAGAUCAUCACCGCACACUUUACAGACGGUCACACAGAGUUCGGCCGUUACUCCGGUCGGGUGAAGUUUGAGAGCAGUACCCCCACAGAGAACUCGGCUCUGCUCAUUCCCAGCACAGAGGUGUCGGACGAAGGCUCCUACACCUGCCACAUCUCCACCUUCCCCAACGGAAACUUUGAGAGGCACAUCACACUCACCGUCUGGGUGUUACCCAUCUCAUCCCUGGAUCCCGUGGUCCUGGUGGAGGGCCAGUCCUACCGAACCGCCGCCUCCUGCCGCGCCGUGGGCCGCCCCCCGCCCCGUCUCUCCUGGGACACCGCCCUGCCGGGCCAGUCUCAGAACCGCACCUCUGAGAGCGGCUCCGUUUCCACUUACUUCUCCCUCCACCCUCUGCGAAGCAUGAACGGAAAGCAGCUGGACUGUCUGGUGUGGCACCCAGGCCUGGAGCAGCCACGGCGGAUCCCACACCGCCUGGUGGUUCAGUAUCCUCCAGAUGCGACCAUCGCUCCUGCUACAGCUGACUGGUACGUGGGUUUAGAGAACGCCGAGCUGGUGUGUGACGGCGGAGGAUUCCCCAGACCUCAGAACAUCAACUGGACACGGAAAGGAGAAGCUCUACCAGACGGGACUGUGGUGGUCGGGAGAAGACUGGUGUUUGGACGGGCCUUACGCCUGAAUGACAGCGGACUGUACGAGUGUGUGGUCACCAACAACGUAGGAGUAGGGAGGACAGAGUAUAUGUUCACCGUAACGGAGAAAUCUUUCCUGAAAGGUGAAAUAACAGGUGACAACCUUCUGCUGAUCAUUAUCUGCGCAUCAGCCGGAGUUUUGGUCCUGACCCUGGUCGUCGUCGUCCUCCUGGUGAACCGCCACCACCGCCACCGAAAUAAAAAACUGGAGAUGGAGCUGAGUGAGAAAACGGAAGAAAUUAACAGCCUCUCAAGACAAACCUCAUUCAGACGACUCAACUCCGUCAGCACCGACCCCAGAGUACAGCCUGAAGACUACGCCUUACUCAGAGUCGACAGCAGGAUAAAGAACAGUCAAAUGUCUCUGGAGCGUCCCAUAUACAAAGGCAGCCAGUCCACUCUGGGUGGGAAGUGGGGUCCUCCAGGGGGCGUGGACGUGGACGAGCUGGGCCGUCCCGUCAUCUGGCACGACGGCCUGAGAGGAUCCGAGCUGGAUGGAGAGAAGGAGGAGCGCAGGAGGAGGGUGGAGUCGUACCUGAAGAGCAGCAACAUGUCUCUGGACUCAGGUCUGCCCUCUUCUUUGGUUCCCCUGAAGGCCCAGCAGGACGACUGCACGGGGGGGGCCGGAGAGCAGGACGGGGGCCGCCUUAUGGAUGGACACUCCCCCCACCAGGAGGAGUGGGGUCCCGGCCGCUCCGUGCAGGAGGAGCCCGAGGAUGAAGACGAGGAUGAUGGGAGCAGCAGCUACCAGCUGUCUGAGGCGCUCACCAACCACUUCUACUACAGUAACGGGCAGCUCAGACCCCGCCCACACUCCAACGCCAUCCUGCUGCACCCCCGAGGACACAGACCCCACACGGGCAUCACCAACACAUGAAGGGACCGCACAGGCAGCAAAUCAAACGCACACUAUGAUAAGAGUUAUUUCCCCCAAAUGCUGCAAAGUCUAAUUAGCCCCACAAAUAAUCCAAAUCUGUCUACUUUUGUUUAUGGUUUAAAGGAACUGGGGUGGUUUUCUUUAGGGGGUUUUGUAUGUUGAUAGUUAAUGACCGUGGAAAAUGUAAGCAAGGACGACAGAUGGUGGAAGAACUGUCCCAUCCCAACAUCUGAGAGUCACUAGUUUGAGCAGUGAAUGACACAAAGAUGAGAAAAGGGUUCAUGUUCAAAAGGAUUCAAUGUGUAGAUUUGUGUGGGUUCAAGAAGUUUGUGUUGGAGUCUGUUUUGAGCUGGUUCAAUGUUAAUAUUAGAGCUGCAGCUAUCAAGGAUUUUUGUGACUGUUUCAUCUGUUGAUUAUAUUCUUUGGUUUAAUCAGUUGAGUAUUUGAAUAGGCCAAGAAAUAGUAAAAA
This is a messenger RNA of Sphaeramia orbicularis (orbiculate cardinalfish), 2480 nucleotides long. RefSeq names its product nectin cell adhesion molecule 4b (gene nectin4b). Bases 221 to 2011 code for a protein of 596 amino acids. Lineage: Eukaryota; Metazoa; Chordata; Actinopteri; Kurtiformes; Apogonidae. Gene Ontology annotation, biological process: homophilic cell-cell adhesion; heterophilic cell-cell adhesion. The record is from RefSeq and is a predicted model, not a curated record. Gene Ontology annotation, cellular component: adherens junction. The transcript has 11 exons.